ACAUCAGUUACCGCGACCGACAUGUCCGCCAUGGUGGGCAUGAAGCGAAAUCGCGCGAUGUAUGAGGAACUAGGUGGAAGCCAGAUCGAAGGGAGCACUGCAUGCCAUGCAACAAAGAUGCAGAAACUGCGCAAAACUGCACGUGUCUCUUUCAACCCUUACGUCGUCUGCCGCAAUGUCGUAAUCGCUGAUGAUACAGAAUCCGACAUCGUUUCCGACAAUGGAGAACAGGUUGCUGCGCAACGUGACAUUAGCAUGUUCGAGGAUCUUGUCUGUGCCGUGAAGGAUCACGACGGAACUGUACUGGAGACUACCGUGGCGGGUCAGAUUGUGCAGGCAUACAUCAAGGACGCAAGCCUCAAGACGUGUCAGAAGAUGAUCGACUUUCUCGAGAGCAAGGGGUUGCUCGAUCUCAUUCUCAAGGUCAAGGCUUUGAUUCUUCACCUUAUCAUUCGGAUAGCUGAAAGGGGAUCCGCGGGGAUGUACAAGCCUUGUUAUUCUUUUCAUAGAUCCUCCAUCCCGAUGUUCUUUACUAUCUCCAAAGCUCUUCAUGCAGCAGCCUCGAGACUGCAGGAGCAAGCACAGAACCCGAACACAACAAGUUUUGUGAAAAGUUUUGAGUUGACACCAAUUGUAAAUAGUGUAAAUACCGAAUUUUCAGUAAAGGCAUGUUGAUCUGUUUAAA
Messenger RNA from Guillardia theta CCMP2712, 685 nucleotides. RefSeq lists its product as hypothetical. Lineage: Eukaryota; Cryptophyceae; Pyrenomonadales; Geminigeraceae. The coding region runs from base 22 to 675 and encodes 217 amino acids. The transcript has a single exon. The record is from RefSeq and is a predicted model, not a curated record.